AAGGCAAUUCCCUUCUUUGAAUCUUGAUCUUGCAGAGGACCAUACUAUAUGACACAGAAGGGAAUUUCUCGUUUUCUUAUUUUUAGGGGAAUUCUGAAUUUGUUCCCCUUCACGAUUUCGGAAUUCUUAGAAAUUGCGGUCGAUUUCGCGUUAAAAUUUCUGGAUUCAGAAAAUUUUUUUUGGAAAAGAUGACAAUGGGAGAGCUUCUCCGUAUUCAGCCUUCAGAGCUAAAAUUCCCAUUUGAAGUUCGGAAGCAGAGUUCAUGUGCUCUGCAGUUGGCUAAUAGGACAGAUCAGUAUGUGGCGUUUAAGGUUAAGACAACCAAUCCAAAAAGGUAUUCCGUACGGCCGAAUGUUGGUGUCGUUUUGCCCUAUUCUGUGUGCAAUAUCACAGUUACUAUGCAAGCACAUAAGGAGGCUCCCCCUGAUAUGCAAUGUAGGGAUAAGUUUCUAGUUCAGAGCGUUAUUGUUCCGAAUGGCACAACAACUAAGGAUAUAAACCAGGAAAUGUUCAACAGGGAGAGUGAAAAGUUUAUCGAUGAGUUCAGAUUAAGGGUCAUUUUCAUUCCUGCAAACCCUCCCUCCCCAGUACCCGAAGAAGAUGAAGAAGUGAGUUCACCUGGAACAUCUUCAGCUGAGGAUGAAAUAAAAAAUUCUUCAUUGUCUGAACCUCAACGGUCUGCUGCCUUAAAGUUGAAAAACGAGAAAGCUUCUGUUAAUAUACAAAAUGAUAAGCUCCUCGGCGAAUUGUUAUCGCCACUCAAAGGGCAGGGUGAUUUUGUCCAAGGAUGGUUGGUUGCUUUAGUUAGAAAAACCAGUACGUCUUUGCAUUUGUCCAAGCCUCCAAGGACAGUAAUACAAGACAUAUAACUCUCACCAAUGCUGGUGUUGUCGAUCAGCUGCAAGGAUAUUUCACUAAGGGGUCUUUCAAUAUCACAUGAAGUAAAUUUAAAGAUAAGAAAAUUUGUUAAGAGCCAAUUUCUUUUCGCUUACGUGCCCUUGUCUGUUUUCGAGAGUCUCGAGGAAGACAGCUAUAUUGGAAAACAUAUCCAGAAGACAAUUUUUAAGAUAUUAAUCUAGUCUCUGAGCUCCCCAAUCUGGAAAAAUCUGUUAGGUUUUGACUUAAACAUGAAAAUAAAAUUUGUUUUUUUUCCUCUUACCAGUGAUGCUUUGCUAAUUUAUUUCUGUUUGUUUCGAGACUCUGGAUCUGCUUGCACUGACAUAAACCUAAAACAUUCUAAACUGGAUCUCAAUUCAAGAAUUUAGAUGAUUUCUUUAUCCUCCUGUCAUUGACUGCUCUAUUGACGCACGAUUACUGUAUCUCUAAUCUGCUUCAACCUUCUUCAUGCGCUACACGCUCUGAGCUUUUCAUAUAUGCACCUGCUUUUCUAUGUUUACAUGCUUCAUUGCAUUGCUGGCCAGGAAUCCAUGAGGAAACAAACUGGACAAGGGAGAUUUGGAUCCGUUUUCAUACUUUUAGUUGGGCUAAUUCUCGGAAUAUUGGUGGGAUACUUUCUCAGGAUACAAGUGCCUACACUGCAGUAAGGUUUGAUCUUUGUUCAGAUGUCAUGAAUUUGCUCACCGGAAUCUCUCAGUCUUUUCCUUAGUAGAGACAUUAGGUUUAUAAUUUAAUUUUUCGCAGGAAGAUAUUGGCUUUCUGUUAUGUAGUACCAAAUUUUGGUAUCUUAUUCUUUCAGAAAACAUCGACAUACAAAAUGUCUUCGUUCAUUCAGCCUGACCUUAAUGAAAUAGGUGAAGGAGACGUGAUUUUUUAAAGUCUA
Molecule: messenger RNA, 1780 nt
Organism: Salvia splendens (bonfire salvia)
Lineage: Eukaryota; Viridiplantae; Streptophyta; Magnoliopsida; Lamiales; Lamiaceae
Product: vesicle-associated protein 1-3
Exons: 7
Coding region: 189-869 (226 amino acids)
Biological process (GO): endoplasmic reticulum membrane organization
Cellular component (GO): endoplasmic reticulum membrane; plasma membrane
Source: RefSeq, a predicted model, not a curated record